Plasmodium inui San Antonio 1 is the source of this 348-nucleotide messenger RNA. RefSeq lists its product as hypothetical. Lineage: Eukaryota; Apicomplexa; Aconoidasida; Haemosporida; Plasmodiidae. The coding region runs from base 1 to 348 and encodes 115 amino acids. The record is from RefSeq and is a predicted model, not a curated record. The transcript is spliced from 4 exons.
AUGAUAGGGGGACUCUCCGUUUCGAUCACGCUCAUAGGCUUAGCGUCCCUUGUGAAGAGUGGGCACUCGGUUUACCUGCUCCUUAGCGCCUUCAAGUUGGAAAAUGACAGCAUUGAUCACUUCACCAUACCAUACACGCUCGUUGCGCAAAUCGUGCUUUGUGCCCUGGUGACCAUGUACGGCGGAAGCAGACUCUUCCACAACUUCAAGCACAUCAGGGAAGAGCCCACCAGCUUCGACAAUUUCCACUGGGAUAAGAACCAUGCACGGAAGAGCUACCGCCCCUGCUUCAACAGAAAGUUCUUCAUCAAAAGUUACGCGAAGGAUUUUCUCCUCAAGUCCAUUUGA